Messenger RNA from Cantharellus anzutake, 1462 nucleotides. RefSeq lists its product as uncharacterized. Gene Ontology annotation, cellular component: mitochondrion. NCBI's taxonomy places the organism in Eukaryota, Fungi, Basidiomycota, Agaricomycetes, Cantharellales, Hydnaceae. The record is from RefSeq and is a predicted model, not a curated record. Bases 1 to 1311 code for a protein of 436 amino acids. The transcript is spliced from 8 exons. Gene Ontology annotation, molecular function: sulfide:quinone oxidoreductase activity; FAD binding.
AUGAGGCCAACCGCGGUCAGACGUGCAGCAGCAGCAGCAGUGAAGACGCACCAUAAAGUCCUUGUCGUUGGCGGAGGCGAGUGGUCGGGCGGCUUGAGUGUAGCAAAUCAAAUCUACAAUAAAUUCAAAACAGAAGGGAAAGCCUUCUCCGUCGGCGAUAUUGCAAUCGUGGAUGGUGCUGAGUUCCAUCACUACCAACCCGGCUGGACCCUCGUUGGCUCGGGAUUAAAGGAUAAGUAUGCACUCCGCAGGCGGCUUGCAGACCUGGUCCCCUCGCAUAUUGCCCUCAGGACUGAAAAUGUUACAUCGUUUUCCCCAGAGGCCAAUAAGGUCACAACUGAAAGUGGCUCUGAGAUUGCGUACGACACCCUUGUCGUUGCCGCUGGACUCAAGAGCAACUGGGAUGGCAUCACGAAUCUUCGGAGGGCUUUGGCAGAUCCCCAAUCCGGCGUGUCCUCCAUCUACUCCUUUGAGACGGCUGAUAAAACGUGGAGUGAUAUCGAUGCACUGAGGACCGGAAAGACUAUUUUCACGCAACCCGCUGGAAUCAUCAAGUGCGCAGGUGCUCCUCAGAAAAUUAUGUGGAUGGCAUGGGAUCGGUAUCGACGCACUGGGAGGAGAGAAAAGAUUGAUUUGGAGUUUGUCACUGGCGCACCCACCAUGUUCAGCGUACCAAAAUACUCAGAAGCCCUCAACAAGCUUCGAAUAGAGCGCGGGAUUGAUGGUCUUUUCGGUCAUAAUCUCGUUUCCAUCGACCCUGCAAAGCGUACGGCAACUUUCAAGUCCGAGAAGGGUAACGUUGAGAAGGAGUACACGUUACUACAUGCCGUUCCACCGAUGGGUCCUCCGGAUUUCAUCAAAUCCUCUUCCCUUGCGGAUUCCGCAGGAUGGGUUGAUGUGGACCAAGCGACCCUCCAGCACAAGAAGUAUAGCAAUGUUUUCUCACUCGGCGACUCAUCCAGUCUUCCAACAUCGAAGACUGCUGCUGCUAUAACUGCACAGGCUCCCGUGUUAGCCCACAAUUUAUACACUUUUCUUGAAUCAGGUUCCACGGGGAAGGCGUCAUAUGAUGGUUAUACUUCAUGCCCGCUGCUGACAGGUUAUAACGGGCUCAUGCUCUGUGAAUUUAAGUACGGCCUGCAGCCUGAAGAAACAUUUGCGAAGGCGCUUGGUAUGGAUCAAGCGGUUCCGCGACGGGCCUUCUAUCAUCUCAAAAAGGACUUCUUCCCUUGGGUGUAUUUCAAUCGAAUGGUCCAUGGUCAAUGGUUUGGCAAGAAUGGUUUUAGGGCCCCCAAGUUUGCUCCGGCCUAGAGUGUUCGGUGCAAGCAAUAUUAGCCCCAUUCAAUGUGUCUCGCUAUAUGAUGUCCUAUCAUUGUCCGCUCCAGUUCUUGCAAUGUUCAAUUCAGUUCACGGUUUGUUUAUGUUGGGCCGGACUUAAAACUUAACUCCGGCCUGUUUUCUC